This is a messenger RNA of Triticum dicoccoides, 2124 nucleotides long. RefSeq names its product wall-associated receptor kinase 2-like. Gene Ontology annotation, molecular function: protein serine/threonine kinase activity; ATP binding; calcium ion binding. The coding region runs from base 1 to 2124 and encodes 707 amino acids. The record is from RefSeq and is a predicted model, not a curated record. The transcript is spliced from 3 exons. Lineage: Eukaryota; Viridiplantae; Streptophyta; Magnoliopsida; Poales; Poaceae. Gene Ontology annotation, biological process: cell surface receptor signaling pathway; protein phosphorylation. Gene Ontology annotation, cellular component: plasma membrane.
AUGAGAAUUGCGUACCCCUUUGGCACGAAAGUUGGCUGUUUCCUCCCGGGCUUCCAGGUCACCUGCAACAGCACCUUCCUUCCUCCUUGCGCCUUCCUUGGAUCUUCCUUCCUAGGCGGAGCAAUCCAGCAUAUUAUCAGUGGGAACUACUCUAUCGACGAUCCAGAUACUAUCCAGGCGGACGACCGGAUGGAUACAACGCCGAUGGAGCUCAUGGACAUCUCGGUCUCCCUCGCUGAAGUGCGGGUAUUCGGCGCGGUUAGCUCAGAUUGCCAAGGGAAGCAACCCUACCAUUUCUACAUUCGUCGAAGAACGUAUGUCCCCUAUGAGGGGCCUUUCCUCAUCUCGGCGAGCCGCAAUGUCCUCACCGGUGUCGGCUUGAAUGUUGACGCCGUGUUGACCACUUCCAUGUAUGGCUCGGACUCCCUAGUCGGGUGCAAUUCUGUGCCAAACUCAAAGGCAAUCGCCAAAGAAGGGCCGUGCAACGGUCAAGGCUGCUGUGAAGCCGCCGUCCCCCCAGGAUUGAAUUUCGUCAUGGCCAUGGCUGACAAGAAGAGGACUGAUUGGCGGAAGACCAAUGCCAACUGCUCCUUCGCCAUGGUGGUGCAGAAGACAUGGUACAACUACUCCUUGGAGGAUGUCCAUGCAGACGAGGCCUCCUUCUCCAAGAAGUACCCGAGGGGCUUUCCCAUUGUUCUGGACUUCACCAUUGGAAAUAGCUCGUGCCCAGCGCAGGGCCAGCCUCUACCUCAGGGCUAUGCAUGUCUCAGCGGCAACAGCUCGUGCGUGGAGGCAACCAACAGGACCGGUUAUGUCUGCAAGUGUUGGGAGCACUACGAUGGCAAUCCUUACAUCCCUGGUGGUUGCCAAGACAUCAAUGAGUGUGCCCUCCGAGAGCGGUAUCCUGAACUCCGAGAUCAGUAUCCUUGUUCAAGUGGCGGGAUUUGCAAAAACAGGCUCGGAGGCUAUGAUUGCCUAUGCAAAACUGGGAUGAAAGGCGAUGGCAAAACAGGAACCUGCACCGAGAAAUUCCCUCUACCAGCGAAGCUGGCUACAGGGUUUGCUGCCUUGAUUGCUUUCUUCGUCCUCAUUGUUCUGACCUACCAACAGAUAAAACUUAAAAGAUUCUACGACCAAAAUGGUGGUCCGGUACUAAAAGGUGUAAAGAAUAUAAGGAUCUAUACAAGGAGACAAUUUAAACAAAUAACAAAUAACUACCAGGAUGUAAUUGGAGAAGGUCAGUUUGGUAAAGUUUAUAUGGGGGCUCUUAAAGAUGAAAGCAAAGUGGCUGUAAAGAAAUCUAUCAAAGUUGACAAGGACAUGAAGAAAGAAUUCACUGAUGAGGUUAUAAUCCAAUCCCAAAUGAGGCACAAGAACAUUGUUAGGCUCCUUGGGUGCUCCUUACAGAUGGAUGUGCCCUUGUUGGUGUACGAGUUUGUAGUGAGAGGCAGUCUAUAUGAUGUUCUCUUUAAACAUAGAGAUAUCGUUACAGUGGAUACACGUUUGAAGAUUGCGGUUGGAUCAGCUGAAGGUUUAGCAUACAUGCAUUCAGCAGGGGAGAGUACUAUCCGUCAUGGUGAUGUUAAAUCUGCCAAUAUUCUUCUUGAUCAAUAUUUCACUCCAAAAGUUUCAGACUUUGGAACUUCGAAGCUGCUUGCAAGAGGAAAAGACGAGAAGACUGAGCAUGUCAUUGGGGACAUGAGUUACAUAGAUCCAGUAUAUAUGCAAUAUGGGACUGUUACGCAAAAGAGCGAUGUGUACAGCUUCGGUAUAGUUCUCAUAGAACUUGUCACGAGGACGCCCGCGACAUAUGAUGAAGGGAGGAGCUAUGUUGCAAAGUUUGUCCAGGCAACUCAUGAUAAAAGAGUAAGUGAGCUCAUUGACAAAGACAUUACAAGCCAGAUUGAUAUUAAGCUAAUGGAAAUGGUCAGCGCAGUUGCUGUGGAUUGUCUAAAACCAAAUCCAAAUGAACGCCUAGAUAUGAGACAAGUAGAACAACUUCUUGACAACAUUAUUGGACAAUCUGCUCAGCCUGCCCAGGACAUAAAUAACCAAGGAAAUCUAAAUUCUACUCCAGCUGAUGUUGCUUUGCUCACGCUAGGUAAUGAAGCACCGAUCAAUUAA